Micropterus dolomieu (smallmouth bass) is the source of this 2689-nucleotide messenger RNA. RefSeq names its product pentatricopeptide repeat domain 1 (gene ptcd1). The transcript has 8 exons. Gene Ontology annotation, biological process: tRNA 3'-end processing. NCBI's taxonomy places the organism in Eukaryota, Metazoa, Chordata, Actinopteri, Centrarchiformes, Centrarchidae. Gene Ontology annotation, cellular component: mitochondrial matrix. The coding region runs from base 304 to 2466 and encodes 720 amino acids. The record is from RefSeq and is a predicted model, not a curated record. Gene Ontology annotation, molecular function: tRNA binding; protein binding.
AAUUAAGCUUUUUAAAGAUUUUAUUAUUACAGUUACAUGUUAAAACUAAGUUGCUGUUUAUCUUUAUAUCUUUAAGAGACCAAUGCUCCAGACAGACUGCUUUAAUUGCAUUGUUCGAUAUCUAUUACUCAGGUCUUUUCUUGUUUCGGUCAUUGAAACAUCGUGGUGUGCGCAACAUGCCAGAAGCUAAGAGAAGACACUCAAACCAGCAAUUUAAUUUUGAUAAGCCGUCUGAGUUGUUGCCAAGUGGGAGUUGAAAUUCAUGUUAAUUAGCUUGUAGUUGGCUAGAUAAAAUCGCUAAAAAUGUUAACGUCUGUCGCCUGUUCGUGCGUGCGAAACGGGAGGAAAGUCUCGGUCCCUGUAGCUAAGUUGUCCUUCUUUUCAACGGUGAAGAACUCACCGAGGAGCCUGAAUCUGACAGGGGUGCAGGAUUUGUCACGACACCGGUCAGACAGGCUCCUCUCACCGACUGCCUGGCUGCUGCCAAAUGGACUAACCUCCAGGUGUUUGUACCUGUCAGCCGCUUCCCAUGGGGGUACGGGCCCCCUGCACUCCCCUUCAGUUCCAGCCGAGAGCGACGCACCAGACCUGGAAAACUUCGGCUCCCUUUCCGCCGACAUGUCCUCCAGGAGGUCGUUCAGGAAAAACAGCCCAGACAUCCAGGAUCUGCGGUACCGAGAGGCGGACGAUGAGGAGGAAGACCCGGUGAAACUUCGCAGGAGGCCCGGGAGGACAAACACACCGUACUGGUACUUCUUGCAGUGCAAGAAGCUGAUAAAAGAGAAUAAGCUGCAGGAGGCUUUGGACAUGUUCAGCAGAGACAUGCUGCAGGGAGAGAGGCUGCAGCCGGAGGAGUGCAACUACACUGUCCUCAUAGGAGGCUGUGGUCGAGCUGGACAACUCAAGAAGGCCUUCAGACUCUACAAUGAUAUGAAGAAGCGAGGUCUUGAUGCUACAGAUGCUACCUACACUGCGCUGUUCAAUGCCUGCGCUGAGUCACCAUCCAAACAGGCUGGUCUCCAGCAAGCGUUGAAGUUGGAGCAAGAACUCCGCCGCAAGAACUACCCCCUCAGCACCAUCACAUACCACGCCCUUCUCAAGACACACGCCAUCACCAACCACCUUCAGGCCUGUAUUCACACGCUGAAGGAGAUGCUGCAGAACGGCCAUGCAGUAACCCACGAAACCUUUCACUACCUGCUGAUGGGCUGUUUGAAGGACAAAGAAACAGGAUUCAGACUGGCUUUACAGAUUUGGCGCCAGUUGCUGAGGUCAGGGAUUGUUCCAGACUCAAGGAACUAUAACCUACUCUUGCGAACUGCUAGGGAUUGUGGGAUUGGCGACCCUGCCCUGGCCACCGGCAUGCUCCUGAGGCCUGACGAGAAGUACGAAAGGGAACAUGUGUCAGAUAUAAAGCCACAGUCUGGAUGCAAGGAUGUGAUAGCCAUUGACCUUCUGGAGAGGCAGUUGUUUGUCCAACCUGAUCCACAAAGAGACAGUCAGCAGCACACCAGACACAGUGAGGAGGAGUCCUACAGCAGACAAGACUCAACCCAUUUGGUACCAGUCAGACAGACUGUCUCGCUGCCUGUCGACUACAGUGAUUCCUCAGCCCCUAACAUACUGGACCUUUUUGAGGGUCAGAGGGGUGGUGUGGUCUCACUCGGAACUGUGGAUGGAGCAUCAGAUAGGCUCGCCCUCAUCGGAGGAGCUAAAGGUUUUCUGGAGAAGAUGGCCGCUAACAGACUCACUCCAGACAUCAGAACUCUGACCCUGCUGGCCGACACGAUGGAGCCGAGCUAUCAGUCUCUGCAGAUGCUGCUGAAGGUCGCAAAGCAGCAUAAAGUGAAGCUCGACGUCGCAUUCUUUAACUCUGUGAUUCGCAGAUCAGCCAGAGCUGGUGACCUGGAGGGGGCAAAGGCUGUGUUGAGUGUGAUGCGACAGCGUAAUGUAAACAUGGAUGUACAGACUUUCGGAAGCCUCGCAUUGGGCUGUGAGCAACAGAAAGACGGCCUGCAGCUGCUGAAGGACAUGGAGGAGGCGGGACUUAAGCCCAACGUCCAGGUGUUCUCUGCUCUAAUUGGCCGAGCAACUCGAAGACUGGAUUACGUGUACCUUAAAACAUUGCUCAAAAGCAUGAGCAGCAUGGGAGUGUGGCCUAAUGAGGUCAUCAUCAGACAGCUGGAGUUUGCUUCACAAUAUCCUCCCAACUAUGACCAGUACAAGUCCAGAAACAACUACCUGGUCCAAAUUGAUGGGUUCCGUGGUUACUACCAGCAGUGGCUGAGAGACAUGCCUGCUCAGAGCGCUGAGGACGAGCAGGCGGAGCAGCAGGUGGGAACGGACACUGCAGGGCUGAAAACAGAAGCUGAAGAUGGUCUGACAGAAACCCAAAGAAACCAGAGAGCAGCAGCAAGGAGAUAUAAUUCUCGUAAAAAUAACAAGAUGAGCAGCGCUGCUCUGUAACAGCACUCCUGAAAACAUUUCUGAUUUCUUUCUUUGAUCCUCUGUUUGUUUGUUUGCAUUCAGCUGUGUAACUCUGGAUGGACUAUGGUUCAAAGUAUUAGCUCAUGGACCUUUUUGUCAGUUAAUUUAUUGCAAAAGCAUGUUUUCUCUAAACAUCAAUGUUAUUGUAAUUGACUGUAUAUUGCAAUUAAAAUAAAAUUUAAGCUUAUGUUUUAUUUUAAAA